AUGGCAAACAUAGCGGUAAAUGCUGACGAGUAUAAAGCAGUGGCCACACAGGGUCGCAAUUUUACGGGUAAAGUAGCCAUGGUCACCGGAUCGGGUUCGGGCACCGGUGCCUCAAUUGUCAAACUAUUGUCCGCAUUGGGCGCCCACGUCGUGGUCACCGGCAGGGAUGAGACACUCAUUCAUAACGUGGCUAAAGAGUGUCAACAAAUGUCACCUAAAAAUUUAAAGCCAUUAGUAGUGGUGGCCAAUAUAAUCAACACAGGUGAUUUGAAAACACUAAUCGCCACCACAAUUACCACAUUUGGCCGACUGGAUGUGUUGGUCAACGCCGAGACUAUCGCCCCCUUCACAGACAUAUGGGACACAAAUCUGGUGAAACACUUUGACGAGACAAUUGCUGUUGAUGUCCGGGCGAUACUAGAGUUGACACAACUGGCCGUUCCGCACCUGGAGGCCACCAAAGGCACUGUCAUUAAUAUGUCCUCUAUUAGUGGUAUAGCACCGGCCGAAUUUUCCAUACCAUACACUGUGGCCAAAGCGGCCUUAGAUAUGCUGAGCCGAGUGCUGGCCAUACAUUUGGGCCCCAAAGGUGUGCGAGUGAAUACUGUCAACCCGGGUAUUGUGCAACAUGCUGGCCAGAUUAAUAAGUAUACAGAGUUGACUGAACGCAUAGCACCGCUCAAACGUAACAGUGAGCCCCUGGAUGUGGCCAAAGCGGUGGCAUUCCUGGCCUCUACCGAUGCUCGCAAUAUAACCGGCAUUAAUCUGGUGGUCGACGGCGGAGUGAUAUUUAAUAAUGGUUAUUUUAACGCGGAA
Molecule: messenger RNA, 816 nt
Organism: Medioppia subpectinata
Lineage: Eukaryota; Metazoa; Arthropoda; Arachnida; Sarcoptiformes; Oppiidae
Source: the annotation of a GenBank genome assembly